CUUUCUCCUGGCCCCAGGGGACUGAUGCUCGUAUCCGAUUUGUCAGCUAGUGCGCUAGUCUGGGUAGAGACUGCGGCUAUCCGGAUAAUGCGGCCCCAGCUCACCCAACCUGUCACCCGCUCAGGAUUGCGGCCUUAUGUAGCCUGUGUAGCCAUAGCCUAAGGCGUCUAGGGGCCCCGGGCGUCCAGUAUAGCCCGCUUACUCUGCCUAAAGGUGAUGUCCCAGGGUCAUGGGCAAUCAGCAAGUCCGGGCGGAGAGUUACUAACUGAGCCGGGGCCUGCAAGUCCCCAAGGCUGACUCGCAGGCCCUCCGAGCUGGUAACUCCAGGCCCUCACGCACAAACUCCCAAACGGGCAGAACUGAGACCCAGAAGGACGUUGGGGAUUAGGUAGUGAGGCCCAAGAAGCUUCGUUCUCUGCCACUAUUGCAUGGUGAGGAGGCUUGUUUGGGAAAAGGACCUCUACUAACAAAGAGAAGGGUUCCCAGUCUUGCUAGGAUCAGGGUCUGGGUUUCAAAAUCUCUCAACUGGAGAGCUGGAUGCUAAUUUGAAUGUCCAGUUAUCUUUUUCUGUUGAAGCUGCUUAAUCUGUGUUUUUUGGCCCCUUACAAAUAAGCCCUCUUGGUCUGGAGUGCAUAGAGCCAAGAGUGAUGUAAUAGGAUUCAUAAACUCUAAAUUGAAAUCCUAGUUCCAGCAUUCUACCCAUGUGCCUUUGAACAACUCAUUUUUUUAAUUCACUUAACUUCUCUGUGCUCUGCAGAAUGAGAGGUUUGGUUCAUGAUCUAUAAGAUCUUUUCUAGAUCUGAACAGAUAACUCAAACUUCCAAAACGGUCCCUCUCUUUUGUUAGAUGGAAAUUAACCAGCUUCGCUGCAAGGACUGGUUGUUGUCAAUGGGAUUCCUGUCCUGAUAGGGGUUGGACUAGCUAACCUUUGAUGAAAGCCCUGUCAGGUCUAGGAUAAAUGUGAUUCCCUGGAUACCAAGAUCAAUGGACAGAUCGACCAUUUGGCACAUUCUCAGCAUUGGAAAAGUGCUGACUUAUGGAAUCAAGGCUGACUUCUCCUGAAUUACUGGGUAACUCUAAAUAUCUCUUUCCUCUUCCAUGGACCUGUUUAUUCCUCAAUAAAAUGAGACAGAUGAUAUGGAUCUCAAUAACUUCUUGUUUAGACAAAGGCUUGUCUAAAUCCUGUGUCCCUCCUGACACUGAUCACAUACAUACAAGAAACCUAAGAGUUGUUGACGCCUCUCCCUUCCAGUCCUGAUAAUCCGGGACCCCAGGAUUUGAGAGGACUAACAAUUUGCAAGACUACAACUCCCAGCCAUCCUUGCGCCCAAAGACACGCGAGACCUUCCCGGCAGCCACAAACAAAACUAACCGCAGACUUCCGAGCACACUGUCGGCUCGUCUGUCGCACUGCCUGAUCUCUUACGCUCAGGCACUCUCAAAGACACCUCCACCCGGCCUUGGUGCAGGGGCUCGCGCAGACGCCCUCGCUUCGACGUCGGUCCCCGCGCAGACGCAUUUACCUCUUCAGGGUCCUAGCUGAGGGACUCGCGGUACCCGAAAGCUCGGGAGCGUUCAGUGGCGUCUGCGGCCUGACGCGAAGGCGACAUGGAUGACGAGGAGGAGACCUAUCGGCUGUGGAAGAUCCGCAAGACCAUCAUGCAGCUGUGUCAUGAUCGGGGCUACUUGGUGACCCAGGAUGAAUUAGAUCAGACUUUGGAAGAGUUCAAAGCCCAGUUUGGGGAUAAACCCAGUGAAGGACGGCCUCGACGCACUGAUCUUACUGUAUUGGUGGCCCACAAUGAUGACCCCACAGACCAGAUGUUUGUCUUCUUCCCAGAGGAGCCAAAAGUUGGAAUAAAGACCAUCAAGAUGUAUUGCCAGCGGAUGCAGGAGGAAAACAUCACCAGAGCCCUCAUCGUGGUGCAGCAGGGCAUGACGCCUUCUGCGAAGCAGUCCCUGGUUGACAUGGCGCCCAAGUAUAUCUUAGAACAAUUUCUACAGCAGGAGUUGCUCAUCAAUAUCACUGAACAUGAGCUGGUUCCAGAGCAUGUUGUCAUGACAAAAGAGGAAGUCACGGAGCUGUUGGCGAGAUAUAAGCUUCGAGAAAACCAGUUGCCCAGAAUCCAGGCUGGAGAUCCAGUAGCACGUUAUUUUGGAAUAAAGCGAGGACAGGUGGUGAAGAUCAUAAGACCCAGUGAAACUGCCGGCAGAUAUAUCACUUACCGGCUGGUGCAGUAACGGGCUCCUGACUCCCUGAGAAGUAAGUCGGGGCUAUUCUUUCAACCUCUCUGAUGAUACCGAGUUAAUUCAGCACUGACUUCUGCAGUUUUUGGUGAAAAGAUUUUUGUGUUCCAUUUUAACACCUUGAGGUUCCUGCCAUUCCAAUUACAGCACCCUCCAAUCCCAGCUGCAAUAUUCAGCCUGGAACCCCACAGCAAAUGACUCUAGUCUAGGACCUGUUUUUCUUUUAACAUAAAUGAGUUCUUUUGCUCACUUUUAAUCUAACAACCUGCUGGUGUGGGGAGGGGGAAAUGAAUCCUUCCUGUAAGCAGAAUGCUCACUCUCCAUCAAACCUGGUGGUCUACUCAGGUUCCCAGAAAAUUCUGAGAUUGUCUUAGGUCUGUGGUAUCUCUUGAGGCCUCCCAUCCAAGCACUACCUUUCCCUACAUGCUUAAUCUCUCAGAGAUUAUAGGGGAACGUAAACUAGAAAGCUUAGAGGCCUCCAUUCACUUAUCUUCAUUUUGCUGUGAUUUAAGGGGAUUCCUUUCUGCCAAGUCCAUAGUGUUUGCCCUGAGCACCCUAGAGAAAGGGAAAAAGAGUGGCUUGUUAAUGGUUAUGUCCCCAGGUGACCUUGAAAUUUUCAAGUAGCAUCACCAAAGGAGCCAUACCAUGCCUUGUGAGACUGCAACCAGAAAGGGAACCCUUCCCCUCCUCAGCCCCUGCCCUGUGUGGAGCUUUGCCAGGCCCACCCUCCCAAGGCUGUCUUCCGUUUACCUCUCCCAUGGAACCAGGAGGUCCACAAGGUCAGGACUUUGCUCAGCCUACCCCCAAAGGACCGAAAGUCAAUGCUAAAUUGUGUCUCAAAAAUUCAGGAAGUCCAGUGUUUCUUUGAUGUAUGUACAUAGAAAAGCGCUCAGUUUAAACCUCUGCUGCUUUUCAGCAUGACCUUUGACAAGUCACCUCAGACCUGAUCCUACUCUUGUUGUUGGUGUGUAUACUUCUUUUCCUCCUUCCUCCUUCGCCCUUCUUCUCCCCUCUCUUGUUCUUUUCUUAGGCUCUUCCUAAAAAUGAUCUCUCCCUGUCUUGCCCUCUGUACCCCCCACACUUUAGUAGAUUGUUUCAUAAGGUACCAUAGCCACUAUUAGACUACAACUGUUUGGCUGGCCCAUUACCGUGUCUAGACCUAUAGCUUUUCCAGCAUUAAGGAACCUGGCACAGUCUGAGAACCUAGGGUCAUGUCCAGUCAGUUGCAGGAAGAUUUGUAUCAGAGGUGAAUUAUAAAUCUUACUAAUUGAGUUUUUGCCUAAUGGGUUGCUGGGAAACAAAUCCCUCUUAAGCCCAAUCUGAGCCACCAGUGGCCUGUUUUUAAGUAUCCCAGCUGUAGUGUUUUCUCUGGUGUAUAGCAGGCAAACAAAAGCACAGUCUUUAAUCUUGGAUCUCUAUGGUAAAAGAAUACUUUAACCUUUUAGGGUAGAGUGAGAAUUGUACAGCUAUUCAGUAACUCCCUUCUCUGACUCUUCUAAUUGGUCUUCUUAACCCAAUCCCCAUGCUCUCUAAUACAUCCUCCAUAAAACUGCCAAAGGCCUUUCCUUAAAGCACAGUUCUGACCAUCUCACUCUCAUUAACUCUGGUAGCCUCUAGGAUCAAAUAAAUUGGUGGGGUUUUUUUUUUUUUUGGGGGGGGGGGUCUGUUUUUGUUUCUUGACAUUUAAAGCCCUCUAAUUCAUAACCUGGACCUUAGGAUCUCUUACUUCCCUUCCCCCUCUUGGGUGGUCCAGCCAAACUGGCCUAGGGACCUUCUUGCUUCUCACACAAAAAAUUCUUAUCUCCCCUUGGCUGGAAUACUCUCCUAGCUCACAUCUGCCUCUUCAGAUCCCCGACUUUGUUUAAGACUUACCUAAAAUAUUGUCUUUUAUGUGAACUCUGUUGGUUUCUUCAGCUACUUUUGACAUGUGUAUAUAUGCUGUCUACCUUAUCUGGAAUGUCAGCUGGAGGGCGGGACAUUUGUGCUUUUCUCCAUAUCCACUACUUGACACACUGCCUGCCACUCGAUGCUUGUUGAUCGAUUCCCACUCUUAUUACCCAGCAUCCCUGGAAAUGUACUAGCCUCUGAAUCCUGUCCGAGCAUGCAAAGCAGAUCUGCCUGGGAAGAGGGCUGACCCUCCUACGCCAUUCACACACGGGCUGCUGUGUGUGCUACCUGGCCCAGUGAAGAAAGCCUAGAGUUUUCCUUCUCACUCACCCAACAGGACAAACUGGAGACAAAAAAAAAAUGGCAGAGGAUCUUUUUUGGAUGGAAAUGGUGGGGGAGAUUAAUAGUUCACAAAAUAAACUGUAAGUCUUGGAUCUUACAUCUUGGCCUCCAAACCAUUCUUUGCAAAGAUGCCGGAUAAUAAGGCUUAUAUACAGAUCUGAUCAGGCGAUUUUCCUGCCUAAAACUUGUAGUGCUUCUAUUGUGUCGAGGAGAAAUGACAACUCAUCUUUGAUCUUUUGUAUGUCUUCUCUUUGUGAAUGAAGUCCCCCUGACCUGAAUAAGCAAUCGUAUAAUUUUAUUCUGCACUGUUUUAAGGUUUUAUUCUGCACUGUUUUAAGGUUCCUUAUUUGGAAACCCUCUUAAUUUCUACCCAUUGAAGUUAUUACCAGUUCUUGACCUGAGGGGUUCAUUUCUUCCUUGAAACCUUAUCCUUGGUAAAAAGGGUAAUGUGGAAUGGUGGAAAUGGUGCUGGACUUGGAAUGAGGAAAAGCAGAGGAUGAAAUCUCAUUGACCAUUUGUUAUUUGUUAAAUGGCAGUAUCUACCAUAGUGUUUUUGAGCAUUACAUGGGUAUGUGUGAGGUGCUUUGCAACCAUAAAAGCACUGAAUGAACAUUUAUUUGUCCUGUAAAAAUUUUCUAUGCUCAGUUUUUUGUUUAGAUUUAAUUUACCUUUGUUAAACUUUACCUUGUAUUAUACUUGUUUGUGAUCUCUCAUGUUAGACUGUAAAUUCCUAGAAUAUAGCAAGUCUCAUUCAUCUUUGUUAUCCCUAAGUGCCUAGUACAGUGCUUUGUCUAUGACAAGUACUUAAUAAACAGUUUAAUUGAA
Molecule: messenger RNA, 5301 nt
Organism: Sarcophilus harrisii (Tasmanian devil)
Lineage: Eukaryota; Metazoa; Chordata; Mammalia; Dasyuromorphia; Dasyuridae
Gene: POLR2E
Product: RNA polymerase II subunit E
Exons: 7
Coding region: 1609-2241 (210 amino acids)
Biological process (GO): DNA-templated transcription
Cellular component (GO): RNA polymerase I complex; RNA polymerase III complex; RNA polymerase II, core complex
Molecular function (GO): DNA binding; DNA-directed RNA polymerase activity
Source: RefSeq, a predicted model, not a curated record